Fusarium oxysporum Fo47 is the source of this 787-nucleotide messenger RNA. RefSeq names its product cytochrome c oxidase biogenesis protein Cmc1 like-domain-containing protein. The transcript has 2 exons. Gene Ontology annotation, cellular component: mitochondrion. The record is from RefSeq and is a predicted model, not a curated record. Bases 130 to 609 code for a protein of 159 amino acids. Lineage: Eukaryota; Fungi; Ascomycota; Sordariomycetes; Hypocreales; Nectriaceae.
GUCUGAUAUAGCUUCAAUCGCCAUCAACGAUCCACCACGAACCCCCCGACGCCACAUUAACCUCUCCCCGAACUUCCCCGGGUAAUCUAUCUACGAUACUUACGACUCCGAGCCUCGCGCGCUCAUCCCAUGGCCGCAAUGGCCGUCCAGAACCCCCCGGUGCCAGAGGAGAAGCUCGGAGUCCCCUCUCGCAACCCUCUACCUCUCUCCGCAUCACAAGAAGCACAAGUCCGAGACAUAUUCUACCAAAAAGUCCGAAAAGAAUGCGCCGAUGAGAUCAAAGCAUUCGCCGCAUGCGCUCUUGGCCGCACAUUCACCGUCUCCUUCGCCUGCCGCGCCGAACACCGCUCCAUGAACAGCUGCAUGAAACUGCACGCCACACAAUCCGCGCACGACGAGGCACGUGAGGAAUGGUUCGCCCUACGAAUAGAGCGCCAGCGGGAACGCGAGCGAAAAGCCAGAGUCGCGCAGGCGCAGGAGGAGUUUAUGAGGGAGUGGUGGGGAUUACCCGAGCACGUGCGGUUGUCGAGACAGAAGGAGAUGGAGCAGAGGGGGGAGAGGAUACAUGGACUUACGGCGAAGGAUAGGCCGAGGAGCGAGGGACAAUGAUAAUGAAUUGUUGCAUCUGUGGCGUUUCGGGGUAUUGAACAUCUACGCUGGGGAAUUGUAAGAAUAAAAGGUGAUUUGAGGAUAAGACAAGACAGUGUACCACUAUGAUCAGGAUCAAUGCCGAGACGGCAUUCCGAAAGAGUCAGUUCAACUCGAUAAGCAUAUGCAACCACUGGAG